Messenger RNA from Lottia gigantea (owl limpet), 1032 nucleotides. RefSeq lists its product as hypothetical. The transcript has 3 exons. The coding region runs from base 1 to 1032 and encodes 343 amino acids. The record is from RefSeq and is a predicted model, not a curated record. NCBI's taxonomy places the organism in Eukaryota, Metazoa, Mollusca, Gastropoda, Lottiidae.
AUGAGUGGGUCCGUCCGGCUGAGGGCCAAACGGCUUAAUAAUCAUCAACUUCCCCCACCAAGGAGUAAAAUUCCCCGCCUCUUCACCGCAGCACCUCCUGUACAUGUGGUCAUACCUACAAUUACGGCAACUGUUAGACCUGUUUUGACAACUUCAACAUUUGGUAAUGGUUGUCCAUCCAAUAGGCAAGAUCCACCAGAAACAGAUCGCACAACUCAAGAACUAUUAUCUGAUAUUCUAUGUCACAAUGAAACUGUAGUUAUUUUCAUUAUGCUCCCCAACUACAACAACCACUGGCAAGAAGCCAGAAAUAGAAACACUAAUCGUCAACCAAACCAAUAUCACGUACCCUACAACGGCCCUGUCUUCCAUCGACCUCUACCACCUACCAAUCGCCGACCACCAACCAACCCAUCCAGCUAUAUCCCACCCCAUCGCCGACCUACCUACAACACAGCCUACCAAUCAAGAGGUAACCAUCGACCUGACCAACAACAGAAACGACUACCAGCCCACCGACGCCAACCAGUCCCCACUCAUAAGGAGGAAGAACCCUUUGUGAAGGUGUUCUUCCAAGUUUUGCAGUGCCUCCAUCAUUUGGCAAUCCUUACCCUUCAACAGCAAGGCCAACCAGCGUUUACCUUCAAACGCAAAGUCUCUGAGUUGGAUAGUUUUAUCCGUCCAGCAAUGAAAACAUCAGCUGUCGACGCGAAUAUUAGAUCCCUCAAUCGGACAUGGCUCUGUAAGGUUACGCAGGUCCUGAUCGACCAUUACCAAACCACACUUCAAGAGAAGCUGACCACCAUUCGUACCAAGUCUUUAUCAUCACCUGCCGUCGACCGCAUCGUUUCUCAUGCCCUGUCCUGGGCCCGUCGCUCCUAUGGGAAACGUCUCACUCAAGCUGUAAUUUCCAAAUUCUACCAAACAAUCAACGAAACAAAAACCAGAGUAACCAUAUCUCUACCAACUGAAAUGGACACUACACCUGCACCACCUAGAGCUACCACGCUGCCGAACCAAACCCCUAAAUGA